Molecule: messenger RNA, 3053 nt
Organism: Electrophorus electricus (electric eel)
Lineage: Eukaryota; Metazoa; Chordata; Actinopteri; Gymnotiformes; Gymnotidae
Gene: naalad2
Product: N-acetylated alpha-linked acidic dipeptidase 2
Molecular function (GO): carboxypeptidase activity
Source: RefSeq, a predicted model, not a curated record
UUCUGGCGCUGGCUUUGUGGAGUACUUCUUUCAGAAAAAGUCUCUCUGGACUCGAUGGGAGCUGAUAAAAGGCGAGUCCGCUGUAUCCAGUGGGCAAUCGUCUUCGUUAUAUUGUUUUUCGUUGGUUUUAUCAUUGGUUGGUUUGCAAAACCCAUGCCUGUACAGUAUGAGAAACCAUCACCUAGCUACCUCCACGAGUUCCUCGAUGAAAUGCAUGCAGAGAACAUCAGAGAGCAUCUUAGGAAGUUCACACGUCUGCCGCAUCUGGCAGGCACGCUGCAGAACCUGAGAUUGGCUGAGCAGAUUCAGAAGGAGUGGCUAGCGUUUGGGCUGGACUCAGCCGAGCUGGUCUGGUAUGAUGUUCUGCUGUCAUAUCCGAAUGGAACCAAACCCAACUACAUCUCCAUAGUUGAUCAACAUGGAGAAGAGUUCUUUAAAUCCUUACUGGCUGAACCAGUACCAGAGGGAUAUGAAGACCUAACUGACAUUGUACCCCCUUACAGCGCCUUCUCUGCACAGGGAAAACCAGAGGGAGAUUUGGUUUAUGUGAACUAUGGCAGGACAGAGGACUUCUUCAAGCUGGAUAGAGAGAUGGGAAUUAACUGCACCGGAAAAAUCGUCAUAGCCAGAUAUGGUAAAAUAUUCCGAGGUAACAAGGUGAAGAAUGCAAUGCUAGCAGGGGCCAAAGGCAUUGUGCUCUAUUCUGACCCAGCGGAUUAUUCUGCUGUGGGUGUAGAACCAUAUCCUGCUGGAUGGAACUUGCCAGGAGGGGGCGCGCAAAGAGGCAAUGUCCUCAACCUGAAUGGGGCAGGAGACCCCCUCACUCCAGGAUACCCUGCUAAAGAGUAUACUUACAGAUUUAGUCCAGAGGAAGGCUUGGGACUCCCCAAAAUUCCAGUGCACCCUAUUGGCUAUAAUGAUGCUGCUCGACUGUUAAAGAACAUGGGUGGGACUGCUUCGCCUCCUGAUUGGAAAGGAGCUCUGAACGUGUCAUACAAUAUUGGGCCUGGAUUUAGCGAUGAGUUCAAACAAAAUAAAGUCCGUAUGACCAUCCACACCUACAACCAGGUGACGCGCAUCUAUAAUGUCAUUGGCAAGAUCCGAGGGGCCCAAGAGCCAGACAGGUAUGUUAUCCUGGGCGGGCAUCGUGAUGCAUGGGUUUUUGGAGGAAUCGAUCCUAUAAGCGGAGCAGCAGUGGUGCACGAGAUUGCUCAAGCCUCUGGGAAACUUAUGCAACGAGGAUGGCGACCUAGACGCACUCUGAUCUUUGCUAGUUGGGAUGCAGAGGAGUUUGGCCUGCUGGGCUCUACAGAAUGGGCCGAGGACAAUGCUAAAAUACUUCAGGACAGAGCGGUAGCUUAUAUCAAUGCAGACUCUGCCAUCGAGGGAAUGUAUACACUGAGGGUAGACUGCACUCCUUCUCUACAGACACUGGUUUAUGAUGUCACCAAACAGGUUGGGAGCCCCGAGGUGGGAGAGGAGGGUAUGAGUCUAUAUGAUAGCUGGCACAAACGGGACAACUGGACCGACAACCGAGAUGCUCCCCGGAUCAACAAACUGGGCUCUGGGAGUGAUUUUGAAGCAUAUUUUAUUAGAUUGGGAAUCGCAUCUGCAAGGGCAAGAUACACCAAAAACAGAAAAGACACGUACAGCAAUUACCCCGUCUACCAUAGCGUAUACGAGACAUAUGAGAUCGUCGAGCACUUUUACGACCCAACGUUCCAGCGGCUGCUGGCCGUGGCCCGCGUGCGGGGGGGGCUGAUCUUCCAUCUGGCCGAUGCCCCCAUCCUCCCCCUAAACUGUUUGGAGUACGCCCACGCCCUCAUCCAGUACGCCCACGGCAUCCUGAAGAUCGCCCAAAAACAUCCGGAGGCUAUGCAGCGCUACACCGUCUCAUUCGAUGCACUUUUUUCUGCCGUGAACAAUUUUACAAACGCAGCAAACGAUUUUCACCAGCGGCUGAAGAAAGUGGACACCACAGAUCUUCUGGCAGUUCGGAUGGUAAACGAUCAGCUGAUGUAUCUGGAGCGAGCAUUCAUUGACCCUCUGGGGCUGCCUGAUCGACCUUUCUACAGACACAUCAUCUUCGCUCCAAGCAGCCACAACAAAUAUGCCGGUGAGUCGUUUCCCGGAAUUUACGACGCGUUGUUCGACAUCGAGAGCGCAGUGGACCCGGCGAGGGCCUGGGACGAGGUGAAGCGCCAGAUCAGCAUCGCGGCCUUCACUGUCAACGCCGCCAGCAACACACUUAACCCUGUUGCAUGAAGUCAUUCAAAGUGUGUCUGGUUUUUUUUAGUAUAAAACCGCUCUGUGUGAGUGUUGAUAUAGGAGCCAAGCUGAUGCCUGUGUGUGUGUUGAUGUAAUUUCAGACUGCUGAGUGUGUGUGCACACAGGAUUUCUCAGUUCAAUAUCCAAGUUUGUUUUACUGAAGCACCGAACACCGGCUAUUGAUUACUGGAGCUCCGCUGUAACUUUAGUUCAUAAACAUCUCUUUAUAAUCAUGGUUAUAUAAUUAUAGCAUAUAAUAACUUGUAGUAAGGUAGGUUUUACGCAUUUUGGACUGGAUUAAAAGCGGUACAGUUUAGUCUGAAGACACUGACGAAUUGCAGUGAAUUCAUCUCUCCGCAAGAUGGUGCUAGUGUGUCCAAGGCUUAAUCUGAGGAUAUCGAUGAGAUGUACUGAAUGAACAAGGCUGCUAAAUAAAUAAUUUCAGAACUGAAGUCACCCAUUCCAAGAUUUGUAAUGCAUUUUACCAUUACAACCACUAACUAGCUGAUGCACCAGCAUUUAAAAUGCUAUGGAAACGUAGCUUUUUAACAUCUGGGUUUACUGUGAAGAAAGGACUUGACUAAACUAGGCAUUCAGUUUGAUUCUAUAACAUUUAAGAGUGUAUGAAAGUAAAACACCUCUGCAACUGCUGUCAGAGAAAUCAAGUUGCGUUAGGCUUAUGGCAGUUACAGUAAUAUGUUGAGGUAUUACGGCAUUGUGUUGUAUUAGUUUAUGUUGUGUUACAUACAAAACAUGUCAAAGUAAAAAAGAUUUGGGAUUACCUG